GUAAGAGAGGGAAAGAGUGGAAGAGGUAAGAGAGGGGGAGAGGGGAGCUGAGAGAGGAGUAAAGGGGUAAGAGAGAAGAGCCAAGAGGUACGAGAGAGGUUAAGAGGUAAGAGAGAAAAGCUAAGAGAGAGGUUUAAGAGAGAAAAGCUAAGGGAGCAAAGUUCUUGUUACAAUCCAAUAUAUCUUUUUCUAUAGUGAACAAUCUAAUUCCCAGUAACCAAUCACUAUGAGAUACACCCACUAAAGAUUUUACAUACAGUGUUGCAUUUGAGGCUCUACAAGCUUUACAAGUUCUUCCCUUGCUUCUUGACCUUUGGGCUUUCUGUCAGCAGAAGGACAUUGUUUUAUCAGCAGGGAUUCUCCUUUAGCUGGCUAGGCUAUUGUUCUUUGGUCAUAUAGUAACCAGUACUCUGUAUCUUAUGACUCAAAGCAGGCUUUCAUUUCUACUUCGAUUCUAGCCUUCUUUUUUCAGGAUCUUCUGCCAAACCAUCACAUUCAUAAGGUUUCCCUGUUUCACCCUCCCCAACAGGCAGCAAGUUGUGCUGCGCUCUGAUAAUUCCAUACUCAACCUGUUCCUCAUUUCUUAAAGGUUCACUUCAGCCUUGAAUCAGCAGGUCCCUAGGUUUGGUUUUUUAGGAUGCCAUUCCUGUUAGAUUUUCCCCUGUGAAGACCUGAGUAUGUCCAGUUUGACCUCCAGGAUAAUGAAGGGAGAGGAGCUCCCGUUGAUUCAAGAGUGAAGCAAGGCCUCCAUUCUUGGCCUGGGGCUGUUUCAAAUGGGGAGGGAUCAAUGUCCUGACUUCUCUCUCUCAGAGGCAGGGUUCCUGGGCGAGGUGACCCAGGACAGCUUCGUGCUGGGCCCGGGCUACGACCGCCCCUAGCAGCUGGAGCCCGCGGUGAGGGAGCCCAAGAGCAUCCAGCUGUACCAGCACCUCAGCCUCAAGAGCUGCAUCUGGACCUUCGACGCUUAUUACGACAUGACCGAGUUAAUUGAUGUCUGUGGGGGCUCUGUCACCGCUGACUUCCAGGUAAGGGACUCUGCCCAGUCCUUCCUGACAGUCCACGUCCCUCUCUCCGUGUCCUACAUCUGUGUGACGGCACCGAGGGGCUGGGCUUCCCUGGAGCACCGCACCGAGAUGGAGUUCUCCUUCUUCUACGACACCGUUCUCUGGAGGACAGGGAUCCAGACGGACAGCGUGCUCUUGGCCCGCCUGCAGAUAAUCCCCAUCUACACCCGCGAGGACGGACAGCUGGUCAGCGAGUUCAGGACGCAGGCCAAGUUCAGAGCGCUGUUUGUCACGGAGCACCACAGCCUGCCAGAUGUCAGGUCCUCUUUGAGAACUCCAGAGCACCUGGGAGGCAUCGAAUUUGACCUGCAGCUGCUGUGGAGUGCUCAGACUUUUGAUUCUCCCUACCAGCUCUGGAGAGCAACCAGCUCCUACAACAGGAAGGAUUACUCUGGAGAAUACACCAUGUUCCUGAUCCCCUGCACGGUGCAGCCCACGCAGCCGUGGGCAGAGCCUGGAGCCAAGCCCCUGCCCUGCACGGCUCACGCUCCCGAGCGGUUUUUGAUCCUGAUCACCUUCCAGCAGACAAGCCGCCCAGUUCCAGUUGUUUACUCCCUGAACACAGAGUUUCAGAUCUGUAACGACGAGAAGGUUUUUCUAAUGGACCCCACCAAAUCGGAAAGGUCUCUGGCAGAAAUGGAUUACAAGGGGACUUUUUCCAAGGGGCAGAUCCUGUACGGGCACGUGCUCUGGCACCCGGAACAAAACCUCAACGCUGCUUACAAGCUGCAGCUGGAGAAGGUCAACCUGUGCACAGGCAGGGAUGGCUACGUGCCCUUCCUCGACCCCACGGGUACCGUCUACAACGAGGGGCCCCGGUACGGCUGCAUCCAGCCCAACAAGUACCUGAAACACCGAUUCCUCCUCCUGGACCGAAACCAGCCAGAAGUGAGGGAUAAGUAUUUCCACGAUGUGCCUUUUGACGCCCACUUUGCUUCCCAGCUGUCCGAGUUCCACUUGGUGAGCUGGACACCCACGGCCCACAGCUGGCUCCGGGCUGCUUGUUGGCCGUCACUGUGGCCAGCAAAACCUCUGUGACCCUCUUCUGACAGCACCUCGCUUACACGGUUGGGAACUGAGACACCGCCUCUCUUCCAAGAGGAUUGCACUCACUUCUAACUGCAGGGAUGGGAUGCAUCUGCCUGGGGGUCAGGGAGACUCCCUGACUCCCUGUCUCCUGAUC
Messenger RNA from Poecile atricapillus (Black-capped chickadee), 2247 nucleotides. Its product is annotated as extracellular matrix organizing protein FRAS1-like. Lineage: Eukaryota; Metazoa; Chordata; Aves; Passeriformes; Paridae. The coding region runs from base 975 to 2102 and encodes 375 amino acids. The record is from RefSeq and is a predicted model, not a curated record. The transcript has 9 exons.